AUGUCCACCUUAAUUAUACCACUGGUUUCUACCGGUAAUGUUCCUCAACUAACAGUUGAUUUAUUGUUACAUAAUGAGCAUACCAAUUAUAAAUAUGUUAAAGAUUUAAAUGCACAAUUUUUGCAUCCAUUUCUAGGUCCAUUAGAUAAGCUCUCAGGCGAACAAGGUAUUAGCAAAUUGUAUACCAAUGAUGAUGCUUCUACUUCAUCAAAAAUAAACGUAAAACAAUUCUCUACACCAAUUGAAUUGUAUUACAGUAAAAAAGAAAACACAUAUAUCAUACAACAACGUACUCCUAUCGUGCCAACCUAUGAAAAUAAUUUUAUUAAUUCAGCUAUAUUGCCCUUAUUAAAAGAGUACAAAAAUGAAAUUAAAAAAAUUAUAGUACUAGAUAGUAUUGGACCUUAUGAAAUGCAGGUGGCCGACAAUAAUAAUGACAGCGAUAAUUCUAUCUAUAUAGAAGAUAAAAUAUUUUCUUCAAGAGUGUCUAUUGGUGAAAAAAAUGAUUCUAAUUCAAUUGAAGAUAUAGACAAGAAAUAUUUAGCUUUAUCAUUGUUAUCUUCUCCAAGUGACACUGCAAUUAAAAGCAAUAACAUUGACAAACUAUUACUUAAUUUUACUUCACGUAAGGAAAAUUUCCAACUCGGGUUAGACAGAACCAGAUUUGCCUUCAAAUUGAUUUAUCAUAUCUUGCAUUUUAACAUACAUUUGGAUUUAUCAUAUUUUGACAUGUUUGUUUAUGAAGGCGACAAUUCACAAGAUGCUGCUUAUUUAGUAGAAAUUUUAUACACUUACAACUAUAAAAAUAUGGUGUCCGAAAACAGUGCAAAUAGAAUAAAGAAAUUGACUAUUAAAGAUCUAUCUCCACCAAUAUCGUGGAAGGGUUUGUAUGGUUUUGGUGAAGUGCCAGAUUCUAUGGAACAAGGACUAUAUAUAUAA
This is a messenger RNA of Saccharomycodes ludwigii, 939 nucleotides long. RefSeq names its product Add66p (gene ADD66). Lineage: Eukaryota; Fungi; Ascomycota; Saccharomycetes; Saccharomycodales; Saccharomycodaceae. The record is from RefSeq and is a predicted model, not a curated record. Gene Ontology annotation, biological process: proteasome assembly. Gene Ontology annotation, cellular component: cytosol; nucleus. The transcript has a single exon. Bases 1 to 939 code for a protein of 312 amino acids.